AUGAUAGAAGAAGAAGAAGCAAGUGUUCCUUUGGAUAAAAGACCGUUGUAUUGGUUAAUAUUGAUCCCUUAUGAAAAAUAUGUUCAAGUUUAUUUUUAUUCCAAAUUACAAUUGCUGGAACCUGAAUUCAAUAUAUUAGAACUUAUCAAGGAAAAAUUAAAAAUAAUUCAAGAGCGAACCAACCAAUUAGUAUUGUUAAAUUAUUUGCAGGAAACUCGUAUUUGUAGUAAAUACCUCGAAGCACCUAAUAGCAUUAACAUGGAUACUGCUUUCUCAGAUGAAGAUAUAUCAGACGAAGAUAAUGAAAAUGAAGAUAUUCAGGAUGUCUUUAAUAAUACAGAUAUGACUGAAACUAACAAGUUCUUUCCUGGACAAUUUUCUUGCCCACUUGUAUUUACAAAGCGGUUUCCUCUACAUUGGCGUUUGCAGCCAAAUAUUGCACUUAAAUUUCUCAGUUCUGAUGUCUUGAGAUUAUUCACAGUAGUUAAUCGACCCAAUAUGUUUGUUAUUGAGCGAGAUGACUCGAUUGUAUAUUGUAAAAUAUCAGAAGAGAGUUUUGAUAAUGAAGUAGAAGUGUCUCCCAAUACAACAUGUGUAUCUCCUGUACAUACACUAUCUGGGAAAAAUACUGAAGAUGAUACGCAAACUCUUAUUGCUGUUAAUAUGCCAGAAACUACUCCCAAGCGCGAAUUGUCAAGAAUUUCGUCUACUUCACCCAUGCCGCACACAUCAAGUGUAACUAGGUCAUCAUCAAAUGAAAAAAGGGAACUUGUUUUGGAAGUUUAUGGCAUAGAUCUUCCAUCUUGGGUAGAAAAGGAGUUUGUAAAUCUAAUAGAAAAAAGGCUAAUUUCACAAAUUACAUUAAAUGAAAUACAACAAUUCUUUUCAAGGAAUUCUGUUACAAAACCUACUUUAGAGGAUGUUGAUUUUAUUUUACCUACUUCAAAACCAUCUACUCGUAGAGAAAUGCUAAGAAUUCCAGACUUAGUGAAUAGUCCUUACGUCCUCUUGCAAUAUUUCAAGCAAUCUAUAUUAGCAGAUAAUAUUCGACCUCUAACAGGGCCUUAUGUAAGACAAUCAGUAUCUAAUUACUAUAAUAACAUGUUUUUCAGCCAAGACCCGAAUGGGAUUCAGGAUGCAUCAAAACGUCAAUUAAACCCUCAAAGCAAGACAACAAGAGAGAUCCCUCCAGGCUCAUUUUGCUUCUAUUAUAACUGCACAAAGCGUGCUCCUGGAUCUUCGACACCAUUAGAAUUAAUGGCGGGCCAAGGUAUGGCAGGUAUUUGUUUAACUCUUUUAAAUGAGUAUGGAUAUCCUAUUACAGUUGUCCAAGAGGAAGGUAAUUAUGGAGCAAACUUUGAUCCAGAGAUGAUCCAUGAUUGUCUUGAAGAAGAUUUUAGAGAGGCAAAAGAAGGAACGACAUUUUUUCAUAUAUGGGUUGAUAUAUGGGUAACUGGUACGGCUGACAGCGAGGCAUUAAUUCAACAUAUAUACGAAUGCUAUCGCCAAAGUCUCUGUGAUUACUUUAUAGAAAAGACUGUUACCAUUGACCUUGGUGCAGCUUUAUCAUUAGAUGGAGCCUUACAAAAGGCAGUAACUGAUAAGUCUGAAGGUCGACUUGGUACAAUAUUAAGGAAAAAGUUUAUUGAAUCAGUUUUAUUCAUUCUUCGUAAAGCAUCUGAGUUUAAGAGUCCAACUGUAUAUGCUAUGGAAAAAUCAAUACAGACAACUCCUUGGUGCAUGGACGAUCUUAUACGUUAUUUAGACUUUGAACUUCGAAAAAUCGAUUCUUCUUUACGUCCUACCGUUGCG
Messenger RNA from Cokeromyces recurvatus, 1812 nucleotides. RefSeq lists its product as uncharacterized. Gene Ontology annotation, cellular component: peroxisome. The annotation marks the transcript as partial. Lineage: Eukaryota; Fungi; Mucoromycota; Mucoromycetes; Mucorales; Mucoraceae. The transcript is spliced from 4 exons. The record is from RefSeq and is a predicted model, not a curated record.